AUGAGAUCGCAUCCGGAAUUAUGUACACAUUUUUGGCUCGAAGAGAUCAAAACAGCAACAGACAACUUUGACGAAAGUUCCAUCAUCGGCAGGGGAGAGUUCUUCGAUGUGCACAUAGGGAUCAUUGACGGUGUUGAUGCUGACGGCACCGCUACCACCAGCGCGGUGGCCAUCAAAAGGCUGAACCGUCCGUCGAACUCAGGUGUCCGCAAGUUCCUAGAAAAAAUCGAGAUGUUGUCAAAGAUAAAGCACCUCCACUUGGUAUCACUCAUCGGCUACUGCCACGAGAAUGGCGAGAUGAUAUUAGUUUACAAUUACGUGGCACAUGGCAGCUUACACGACCAUCUUUACAACUCGGAGAACUAUCAGUUGAAGUGGAAGCAACGCCUCCAAAUUUGCAUAGGCGCCGCCAUAGGAUUAAACUACCUUCACACUGGCAAUGAGUACCCAAUCAUGCAUCGCCACAUCAACUCCACAAACAUUAUGCUGGAUGAGAAAUUGGUGCCCAAGGUCUCUGUCGGGCCCACCACAGAGGAUUUCGAGAGGGAAACGUAUGGCGUGUACUACUUGGGCGUGGUGUUGUUCGAAGUGUUAUUCGCCAAGCCAGGUGAGCAAAUAAAUUUGGCCAAAUGGGCUAAGUUUUGUUACAGUAAAUGGACACUUGAACAACACAUAGAUUCUAACCUGCAUGGUCAAAUUGCCCCUGAAUGUUUGAGUAAAUUCGUCGAGACAGCCCUUGCAUGCGUAAGGGAAAGGGAAAGUGAGCGGCCGUCAAUGAUCGACGUCGUUCGGAGCCUAGAGAUGUCGAUGCAGCUGCAAGAAGCGACCGGCGGCAGAUCACCGAGGCCUGCAACUUCCUGUUUCUCGGAGUGAUGGGUAAAUCUUCAAUCUCAUUACCAAUCUUGAGCUGAAAAUCCACUGAAGAUCGCAGAGAUAAAAUAAAUUAGGGUUUGUAAAACGAAAAAUUGGAAUGAAGAAAAACAAUAUUUUUCAAAUAUAA
Molecule: messenger RNA, 1000 nt
Organism: Erythranthe guttata (spotted monkey flower)
Lineage: Eukaryota; Viridiplantae; Streptophyta; Magnoliopsida; Lamiales; Phrymaceae
Source: RefSeq, a predicted model, not a curated record